AAUAAACGGAUGCAGGGCAAGGGUUUCCUUGAACCAGAUGUUUUCUUCGUCAGAGCCCAGACUAGAAGCAAGUUUAGCUGUUUGCCAGUAGUUUAUGCCAGAAGCUUGCCGGAACUGCAUCUUGAUAUUCUGUCAACAUCAAUGGGGUUGUGGCCGUGACACGCAUCAAUGUGAACUCGCGACUGCACUCGCUGUCUCCUACUCAAGUGGAGAGCUUUUGUGACCCGGUGAUGAAGAUGCCGUCUUUCUUACUCCGCAUUUCUCACGGUGCUCGUCCCAGCCGGCAGCCGUGUUGCUUCUUAGCCUCCUUACCCCAGAAACAACCAUCGCCAUUUCGCCAUUGCUCAACGUCGGAAAAUCUGUUCAACACCUGUGUUAUCAACGCUUGGUUGAGUGUUUAUAGACCAGACACUUUUAUCGGUGUGCUCCGCGGUCACCCCACUUCAAUUAGCAAACGUAAUCUGCACAGCAAACCUUGGACAUGUCUUGCUACGCAGCAGCAGCAGCGUGCUUCACGCUACCCGAGCUCCGGAGCAGUGCCGGAGUCCCAAGCACUCAUGGGAAUGCCCGUGCUCUACCGUUUACGCAACCGUGCAAUGCAAAAGCUUUUAGUAAGUUUUCGCAGCACGGUUCCAGAUAGAGCAUGGCGCGGGUGCCGGGUGAGCUGUUCUCUUGCUACAAAUAGUAUGCCAACCCUCUCUUGUGCUCCCAAAACCAGACAGAGUCCACUGCAAAGAAGCCAUGAAGCCCUGCGCGGUGCUGUUCCUCGUAGCCAUGCUCGCCGCGUCCGGUGCGGUGGUGCGCGGGGCGUCCAUGGCAGCGCGCUCGGAGUGCGACCCAUGGGCGCUGCGGCCGUGCGCCCCGGUGAUCCUCUGGAGCGCGCCCCCGUCCAGCGCGUGCUGCGCCAGGCUCCGGGAGCAGAGGCGGUGCCUGUGCACGUACGCCAGGGACCCCUACCUGGGCAAAUACAUCAACUCCCAGACCAGCAAGGAGGUCGCGGCUGCGUGUCGCGUGCGGGUUCCUAUGUGCUAGGCUAGCUAGGAAUACACGCGCGGCGU
Messenger RNA from Triticum dicoccoides, 1058 nucleotides. RefSeq names its product non-specific lipid-transfer protein 2-like. Bases 742 to 1032 code for a protein of 96 amino acids. The transcript has a single exon. Gene Ontology annotation, biological process: lipid transport. NCBI's taxonomy places the organism in Eukaryota, Viridiplantae, Streptophyta, Magnoliopsida, Poales, Poaceae. The record is from RefSeq and is a predicted model, not a curated record.